AUGUAUCAGGGCCUCGCUCCAACACUCAUCUACCUCACGCUCCCACGCCACGUCUCUCUCUCACUCCACGAGGACGCAGUGUCAAAGUGCGACCCCCCAAGCAGCGCGGUCGGACCGCUCACGUUCAUGCGAACAGUACCUCUGUUAGUUCGAACGCCACUCACCCGAUACAGAAGACUGAACUUCAUGCAUACGAAUUCCACCUCUGUGGAUUUCACUCACGUAUACUGCAGGCAGAACUCAAUUCGUAUGGGCGCCAGCUCCCAAACACAGCAAGAACAGAAGUCUGUUCAUGAGAACGCCGCUGCUUCCAUGUGCGGCCACACAGAAGGUAGAACUUCAAGGGAAUCAAAGGGUGCGCGUGCGCCGACCCAGAGCCUUUUAAAGUUACAGGAUGUGGAGACCGGGGUGAAACCUUAA
This is a messenger RNA of Pelobates cultripes (western spadefoot toad), 420 nucleotides long. The record is from the annotation of a GenBank genome assembly. Lineage: Eukaryota; Metazoa; Chordata; Amphibia; Anura; Pelobatidae.